Molecule: messenger RNA, 2141 nt
Organism: Oppia nitens
Lineage: Eukaryota; Metazoa; Arthropoda; Arachnida; Sarcoptiformes; Oppiidae
Product: L-asparaginase-like
Exons: 11
Biological process (GO): amino acid metabolic process
Molecular function (GO): protein binding; asparaginase activity
Source: RefSeq, a predicted model, not a curated record
AAUCUAUAAAAAUGAGUUUCACUAAUAAUAUUGCUGUUAAUAAUUGUGAAAAACAUUGUCAAACAUUGGAUAGUAAUAUUAUUACCGCCGAUACUACUACUGAACUAAACAACAGUGGUUCAGACAUUGAAGACCAGGACAUCCUAUGCGGUGAUAGUGUUGGUGGUGGCGGUGGAGGCGGUAGAGAUACACCAGUCGAUCGACGUCGACGUAGACUACAGUCCAUUAUCGACCCGUCCUAUGCACCGAAAAUAUUACGUAAAAAUAAAUCGAUAACACGGGCCGAAUCUAUGGGAUCGUUGGUCGGUAACGAAAGUAAAGUACUGGUACUGUUUACCGGGGGUACCAUCGGUAUGAUGAAGUCGGCACAGGGAGUAUAUGAGCCCCGAGCCGGUGCACUGGUGCCGGCAUUGAGAAAAUAUCCACAACUACACGAUCCUGAUUAUGUGGAAAAGCACUUACGUAUGCCUAAAGAUAAUUCACCGCUUGUUUUGCCAGAUACGGGUGAAUCAAAUCGUAUAGUCUAUACUAUCUAUGAAUACGAGCCGCUGUUGGACUCGUCUAACUUUACCGUCGAUGACUGGAUCAACAUUGCACUGGAUAUUCAACAAUCGUAUCAACAUUUCAAUGGAUUUGUUAUACUUCACGGAACCGAUACAAUGGCUUAUACAGCAUCGGCACUGUCCUAUAUGUUGGAAAAUUUAGGCAAAACAGUGGUCAUCACCGGCAGUCAGAUACCGUUGUUUGAACCGCGAAGCGAUGGCCGGGAAAACCUAUUGAAUUCAUUGAUCAUAGCCGGCAACUAUUCAAUACCCGAAGUGUCCAUUUUGUUCAAUAAUAAACUAAUGAGAGGCAAUCGUACGUCAAAAGUAUCGACCAGUCUAUUAGAUGCAUUUGAUUCGCCAAAUAUGCCGCCACUGGCCACUAUCGGCAUCAAUAUAAACGUCGACUGGAAUAAUGUGUUCCGGUGGCCAACAAUUGCCAAAUUUUGUGUCCAUUCAAUACUGUCCCGAAAUGUCGGCCUAUUGAGACUGUUUCCCAGUAUAUCAGUAGAAACGAUCCAAGCGUUUCUAAUGCCGCCCAUCGAGGGUGUAGUACUACAGACCUACGGUGCGGGUAAUGCACCGUCCAAUCGGGCCGACAUAUUGGCUGAAUUACGGGCGGCCACCGAUCGCGGUGUCCUGAUUGUCAACAUAACCCAAUGUUUUUCCGGUCAAGUAAUGGCCAGUUACGAAACGGGUAAUGCAUUGGUCAAAGCUGGUGUCAUAUGCGGAUCGGAUAUGACACCCGAAGCUUGUCUGACCAAAUUGUCGUACGUCCUAAGCAAACACCAGUGGACUAUUGCGGAGAAGCGCAAGAUGAUUGAGACCAAUCUGUGCGGCGAACUGUCCAGCUAUUUGGACACGAAAUUCGAAGAUAUCGAACUGAUCCGCGGUAUUGCCCAAAGUCUACGGGUGUCGACCUCACAGGAGAUGCAGGCCCUGCGCAACGCCCUCUAUCCGGCCAUUGUCUGCGCUAUUGCAGCCAAAGGCGACUGCGAUCAGCUGAAUAAAUUGAAUCGGUUUUCGGGUGCCGACCUCAGCGGUAGCGACUAUGAACUGCGGACACCAUUGCACACUGCCAUUUCCAAUAAGCACAAGGAUGUAGUCGAGUAUCUGCUAAGCGAAGGUGCCAGUGUUCACGCCAAAGACAAAAACAAUGAGACACCACUGCAGAUGGCUAUACAACACGAUCUGAAAGAGAUUGUCGUAAUGUUGGUCCAGGCGGGCGCCCACUUGGACGGGUCGUCGACCACCAAAAUGGCCGAUAUGUUGACCAAAGCUGCAGCUAAAGGUAAUGUCAAACGAUUGGAAACACUAUGUCUGGCCGGUGUCAACAUCAACGAAGUGGACACUUUCGGCAGGACUGCCCUACAUGUGGCCAUUGAACGCGACCAGAAAUCGGUAGUCGAGUUUCUGGUCAAACACCGUACCAGUGAUGAUGAAACAAAUCUAUUGUUAUUGUUGUCUAAGACUGAUAUCUAUGGACGAAAUGCUUAUGAAUUGGCCAAACAUUUCGGUAGACAUCAUAUGCUAGAAAUGUUUAGUCAAUUAUUGUUAAGUAAAUCUGGCAAUAAUUGUAUUAUUAUUAAUAAUAAUAAU